AUGGCUCUCCGGCUAUUGGCAAAAGCCUUGGCCCUGGCGCCGGCCAUGCUGGCCUCGGCUCAGGAGCUGCAAGUCCCGAAGAAACUCCCGGGCAACUGGACGUACCAAUACUGCUGGACCGAUGUCGGUCGGACCAUCGACACGGCUUACAGCACUUCCAAGAAGAUGACUAUCGAGUCUUGCCUCGCGUACUGCGAGCAACAGGAGCUCCCUUUCGCGGGUGUCGAGUACUACAACCAAUGCUUCUGCGGCCUCCAGCUCGCUCCUGGCGCCAGACAGCAGAGCUCAAAUUCGUCUUGCAACACGCCCUGUGCCGGCAACUCGCGCCAGCCGUGCGGUGGCGCAGACCGCCUGACGCUGUUCCACAACCCGACACUUGCAGGCUUCCAGCCGAACCACGACAUCGAGGACUGGCCAUAUCUCGGCUGCUACACGGAAGGCACCAAGAACCGCCGCGCGCUCCAAUACCAAGCCGACAUCCCUCCGGGAGACAUGACCGGCCGUGCCUGCACUUCGGCCUGUCAGGCCAAAGGCUUCCAUCUUGCGGGAACAGAAUACUCGAACCAAUGCUUCUGUGGCGACGCAAUCAAAAACGGCGGCACGGCUGCGGCAAACGCCUGUGUCAUGAAGUGCAGCGGAAACUCGACCGAGAUCUGUGGCGGUGCCGACCGUCUCAGCGUCUACAGCUUCAAGGGCGUGAAGCCGCCCAAGGUUAUCGCCCCGAUGCCUUCGAGCAGCAGUAGCACUUCCAAGAAGGCCACUUCGACCUCGAAGCGGUCGACGAGCAGCUCCACCAAGCGAACAUCGGUGACUACUACUAGUACUACAUCGACGAAGCGCUCCUCGACGACGAGUAGCGGCAAGUCGACGGGAACGACCACGUCUUCGCUUACUGGGAAGACGACCAGUAGUUCGCGGUUCGUGACUUCGACGACAACGUCCGCCACCACAACCAGCUCAGGUAUGGUGACAUCAACAUUUGGCAGCAGUAGUACGAGCACAAUCACCAGCACCAGCACGACCAGCACAUCUAGCAGCUCCUCCCCAACCAGCAGCACGCCUCCUGGCUUCCCUGCAGGAUGGUCUUACUUUGGCUGCUGGCAAGACGGCCCUGGUCCGCGGAUCCUGCCUCAAUACCAGGCGCCUGACAAUGCGAACCUGACGCGCGAGAGCUGUGCCAACCUCUGUGACAGCAUGGGAUACAACAUCUCGGGCACCGAGUACUUCCGGCAGUGCUUCUGCAGCAACGACAUCUAUAACGGCGGCAAGGAGUCACCCGACGACUCUGGGUGCCAGACGCCCUGCAGCGGCAACACGACCGAGAUGUGCGGCGGCUCGGGCUACCUGACCAUCUACUCGGACGGCACGCCCGAGGUCUUCCAGCCGCCGGCGGUGCAGCUGGGCGGGCUCAACGGCACGUGGCAGUACCAGGGCUGCUACGUGUCGGUCAACACGACCGACAACACGCACAACCUGCCGUGGAAGCUGGAGCUGCCUGACACCAACGACCCAGAGACAUGCCUGAGCCUCUGCGGCGAGUUUGGCUACAUGGCCGCGGGCCUCGAGUACGGCCUGCAGUGCUUCUGCGGCGACCCGCAGGACGUCGUCGACGCCGCCGAGCAGAAGGUCGACGAGUCCCAGUGCAACAUUGCCUGCUCGGGCAACGCGACCGUCAUCUGCAGCGGCGGGAACCGGCACACGCUCUACUACUGGAACGGGACCUCGCCGCUGUACGCCUGGCACUAUCCCCAGGGCGCCGGCGCGGGGGCGUACUCGUUCCUCGUGCCGGGUGUCGUGACUCCGCUCAUGACGAUGCAGUCCGUCACGGGCAAGGUGACGUUUCUGGAAAAGUACGGCACCGGCCUGCCCAACAGCACCGGCGCGUACGAGCUGGACCUGACGCUGGUCGACGACUUUGCGCACGCCUGGCGCGAGAUGCACGUCGAGACGGACAUUUUCUGCUCGGCCGGCAUCAUCCUGCCCGACAAGGGGGCGCGGCAGCUGACCAUCGGCGGCUGGUCCCUCGAGUCGACGUUCGGCGUCCGGCUGUACUGGCCGGACGGCUCGCCGGGCGUCAACGGAACCCACGAUUGGCAGGAGAACGUGCAGGAGCUCAGCCUGCAACAAGGACGCUGGUACCCCAGCGCCAUGAUCAUGGCCAACGGCUCCGUGCUCGUCGUCGGUGGCGAGACGGGAUCCAACGCCGGCCCUGUGCCAACCCUCGAGAUCCUGCCCUUUACUGGCACCAAGCCUCUAUACAUGGACUGGCUAUACCGGACCGACCCCAACAACCUGUACCCGUUCCUCGCGGUUUUGCCGAGCGGCGGCAUCUUUGUGCAGUACUGGAACGAGGCCCGCAUCCUCGACGAGCGGACCUUUGAGACGACCCGGAUCCUGCCCAACGCCACCGGCUCUGUCAUCGACCCCCGGGCCGGCCGCAACUAUCCGCUCGAGGGCACCGCCGUGCUGCUCCCUCAGGUCGCCCCCUACACGGAGCCCCUGAUGGUGCUCAUCUGCGGCGGCGCCACGACGACGAGCAUCGCCCUCGACAACUGCGUCUCUAUCCAGCCCGACGCGGCCGACCCGCAGUGGACGCUCGAGCGCAUGCCCUCGAAGCGCGUCAUGUCGUGCAUCGCGCCCCUCCCGGACGGGACAUAUCUGAUCCUCAACGGCGCCCAGCAGGGCGUUGCCGGGUUCGGCCUCGCGACGGACCCGAACCUCGGCGCCGUGCUGUACGACCCAAGCCUGCCCGCGGGCCAGCGCAUGUCCGUCAUGGCCACCACCAUCGUCGCCCGGCUGUACCACUCCGAGGCCAUCACGCUGCUCGACGGCCGCGUGCUCGUCUCGGGCUCCGACCCCCAGGACGGCGUCCACCCGGAGGAGAUGCGCGUCGAGGUCUUCACCCCGCCGUAUCUCCUCGCCCUGGCCGGGGGCAACAGGACCCGGCCGUCCUUCACCGUGCCGGCGUACAGCAAGGACUGGACCUAUGGAAGCCGGUACACCGUGCAGAUCGGCACCAGCGACGGUGGUAACUCGACCACAGCUGGGCCGGUCAGCGGAGUGCAAAAGUUCUCCCUGCUCGGCUCCGUGUCGAGCACGCACGGCAACUCGAUGGGCGCGAGGACGCUGUUCCCGGCCUUUACCUGUGCUGGAUCGACCUGUGUCAUCACGGCGCCGCCCAGCGCGCACAUCUGCCCUCCCGGCUGGUAUCAGUUGUUCUAUCUGGUUGACGGCAUCCCUGCUGUCGGCACGUACGUGCGCAUCGGUGGGGAUCCCGCGAGCUUGGGCAACUGGCCACAAUAUCCAGACUUUACUACGCCCGGGGUGUGA
This is a messenger RNA of Microdochium trichocladiopsis, 3330 nucleotides long. RefSeq lists its product as uncharacterized. The record is from RefSeq and is a predicted model, not a curated record. The transcript is spliced from 4 exons. Bases 1 to 3330 code for a protein of 1109 amino acids. Lineage: Eukaryota; Fungi; Ascomycota; Sordariomycetes; Xylariales; Microdochiaceae.